Loxodonta africana (African savanna elephant) is the source of this 1185-nucleotide messenger RNA. It is a transcript of the gene C1QTNF2, whose product is annotated as C1q and TNF related 2. Lineage: Eukaryota; Metazoa; Chordata; Mammalia; Proboscidea; Elephantidae. The transcript is spliced from 4 exons. Bases 157 to 1014 code for a protein of 285 amino acids. Gene Ontology annotation, molecular function: protein binding. The record is from RefSeq and is a predicted model, not a curated record.
AGAGCUUCCUCGCUACGGACGCCCCCGGACUUGACCUGUGACGGCGAGGGUGCCUUGGAAGAAAGACCUGGCAAUCUGCUUCUGAAAGAUCACAGCCAUUGGAAGCCCUGUGGAGCACAGUUCUACUCUGACACGUGUGGAGUCACCGUGGCCACCAUGAUCUCCUGGGUGCUCUUGGCCUGUGCCCUCCCCUGUGCUACUGACCCACUGCUUGGUGCCUUCGCCCGCAGGGACAUCAAGAAGGGCCCCCCUCAACUCAUCUGCAGCAUGCCUGGCCCUCAAGGCCCACCCGGUCCCCCAGGAGCCCCAGGGCCCUCAGGAAUGGUGGGCAGAAUGGGCUUUCCUGGCAAAGAUGGCCAAGAUGGCCAGGAUGGGGACCGGGGGGACAAUGGAGAGGAAGGUGCACCUGGCCGGGCAGGUAACCGGGGAAAGCCAGGACCAAAGGGCAAAGCCGGGGCCAUUGGGCGGGCUGGCCCUCGCGGCCCCAAGGGGGUCAGUGGUGCCCCAGGAAAGAAUGGCACACCAGGCAAGAAGGGGCCCAAGGGCAAGAAGGGGGAUCCAGGCCUCCCGGGCCCCUGCAGCUGUGGCAGUGCCCGCGCCAAGUCAGCCUUCUCGGUGGCAGUGACCAAGAGCUACCCACGGGAGCGACUGCCCAUCAAAUUUGACAAGAUCCUGAUGAAUGAAGGUGGCCACUACAAUGCGUCCAGCGGCAAGUUCGUCUGUGGUGUGCCAGGGAUCUACUACUUCACCUACGACAUCACACUGGCCAACAAGCACCUGGCCAUCGGCCUGGUGCACAAUGGCCAGUACCGCAUCCGGACCUUCGACGCCAACACAGGCAACCAUGAUGUGGCCUCAGGCUCCACCAUCCUGGCUCUCAAACAGGGUGACGAGGUCUGGCUGCAGAUCUUCUACUCGGAGCAGAACGGGCUCUUCUAUGACCCUUACUGGACCGACAGCCUCUUCACAGGCUUCCUCAUCUACGCCGACCAGGACGACCCCAAUGAGGUGUAGAUUGGACUGGAGUUGUGCACCCUCAAGGAGGGAACAAGCUUCUGGACUUGUGGUUGCAGAGCAAGACCCCCAAACAGACUCCUGAGGGUUGGGAGUCGGGAGCUUCUAGCUUCAGGCUGACCUCUUCUGUCUCUUUAUCCCUCCAUCAUUAAAUCCAAGCUUUUACAUUCA